Molecule: messenger RNA, 2926 nt
Organism: Colletotrichum destructivum
Lineage: Eukaryota; Fungi; Ascomycota; Sordariomycetes; Glomerellales; Glomerellaceae
Product: Putative transketolase, thiamine diphosphate-binding protein
Exons: 5
Coding region: 409-2628 (739 amino acids)
Biological process (GO): pentose-phosphate shunt
Cellular component (GO): nucleus; cytosol
Molecular function (GO): transketolase activity
Source: RefSeq, a predicted model, not a curated record
CCCACUUGAGAGUCCCCGACGCGAAACUCAAUGACCAGUUCGCAUCGAGGCUUCUCAUUCCCCACCCCGCGUCUUGGCUCUCGGGGAGCAGAGCGCCGUUCAGCCCGUAUCUAGCUCGCCAACAUGGCUGUUUCGUCGAUGCGGGCAGCCGGACAUCAUUCCCCAUGGGCGAUCGGGUCAUCGCAUCGGACGUUUAGCGGGGAGGCGAACGACACGGCUUGUGUCGUGUCAACUGUCCAGCAUCGCCACGAGAAGACACAGUCUCAAGUCGAUGGCAGCACCCAGCAAGACAAGAUGCCGGGGGGGUAUAAGGGGGAAACAUUCUGCUGCAACAGCAGGAUGCAACAAACAGAAAGGCAUCGAGCUUCCCCUUGACAGCCGAACAUCAUUACCACAGCAUCAUACACCAUGGCGCCGUCGCUGGAACUCUAUGAGAAAGCCACCGAGGGCUUGCCCGUCAAGCCCAAUGUCACCAACACCCAUGGUGUCCCGGCGGCCGUCGCUGACUUGAAGCUCGAGAGCUCCGACAAGCACGAUAGGGUGUUGAAAGUGUUUAGAGCUUUUAUCGCCGACCUCUGCCAGCAGUUCAAUGGAGGACAUCCCGGCUCCGCGAUGGGCAUGGCCGCGAUUGGGGUUGCUCUGUACAAGUAUGUUAUGAAGUACUCCCCCUCAAACUGCGAGUACUUCAACCGUGAUCGUUUCGUCCUCUCCAACGGCCAUGCAUGCCUAUGGCAAUAUCUCUUCAUGCACCUCGUCGGUGUGAAGAGCAUGACAAUCGAUCAGCUCAAAUCAUACCACUCCGAGAAGACGGAUUCCCUGUGUCCGGGCCACCCCGAGAUCGAGAAUGAAGGCGUCGAAGUCACCACAGGACCGCUUGGCCAAGGCGUUGCCAACGCCGUCGGGCUGGCGAUGGCCACGAAGAACCUCGCGGCGACAUACAACCAGCCGGGCUACGAGGUUGUGAACAACAUGACGUGGUGCAUGAUUGGCGAUGCCUGCCUCCAGGAGGGCGUCGGCCUCGAGGCGGUGUCGCUGGCCGGCCACUGGAAGCUGAACAAUCUCUGCAUUAUUUACGACAACAACUCCAUCACAUGCGACGGGACGGCCGACGUGGCAAACACGGAGGAUAUCAACGCCAAGAUGAGGGCGACGGGUUGGAACGUUCUGGAGAUCCUCGACGGAAACUCCAACGUGGCUGCUAUUGCCAACGCUCUCAUCGCCGCGCGGAGCAGCGACCGCCCUACCUUCAUCAACAUCCACACGACGAUCGGCUUCGGUUCCGUCAAGGCCGGCGACGCAAAGACCCACGGCGCCGCCCUCGGCGUCGACGACGUCUCCAACAUCAAGGCGUCCUUCGGCCUCAACCCGGACGAGCACUUCGCCAUCCCCCAGGACGUCUACGACUUCUUCCGCGACGCCCCCGAGCGCGGACGCGCCUACGAGGCAGACUGGUCGGCCACCGUCCAGAAGUACACGGAGCGGUACCCGGACCUCGCCGCCGAGUUCAAGCUGCGGGUCGAGGGCAAGAUGCCGGAUGACUGGACCAAGUACAUCCCCGCCAAGGACCAGCUGCCGACUGCGCCUACGGCCACCCGCAAAUCGGCGGGCAUCGUGGGGAACCCCCUGGGCGAGAAGAUGAAGAACUUCCUCAUCGGCACCGCUGACCUCACCCCGUCAUGCAACGUCGCCUACAACCAGAAGGUUGACUUCCAAUCCCCCGAACUCCGGACCGCCUGCAACCUCAACGGCGACUACUCCGGCCGCUACAUCCACUACGGCAUCCGCGAACACGCCAUGUGUGCCAUCUCCAACGGCCUGGCGGCCUUCAGGAAGGGGACCUUCCUCCCCGUCACCAGCUCGUUCUUCAUGUUCUACCUCUACGCCGCACCGGCCGUCCGCAUGGCCGCGCUGCAGGGCCUCCAGCAGAUCCACAUCGCCACCCACGACAGCAUCGGCACGGGCGAGGACGGCCCGACGCACCAGCCCAUCGCCCUCCCGGCGCUGUACCGCGCCAUGCCCAACACCCUCUACAUCCGCCCGUGCGACUCGGAGGAGGUCGCCGGCGCCUUCAUCGCCGCCAUCGGCGCCGCCGAGACGCCGACCAUCAUCUCGCUCUCCCGCCAGACCCUCACGCAGUACCCCCAGCACUCGUCGAGGGACGGCGUCGCCAAGGGCGCGUACGUCUUCGCCGAGGCCGGCGACGACUUUGACGUCACCCUCAUCGGGGUCGGCUCGGAGAUGGGCUUCGCCAUGGAGACCAGGGACCUCCUCGCCGAGGACGGAAUCAAGGCGCGGGUCAUCUCGUUCCCCUGCCAGCGCCUCUUCGAGCAGCAGUCCCGGGAGUACAAGCAGUCCGUCCUGAAGCCGCGGUCCGGCAGGCCGGCCGUCGUCAUCGAGGCCUACGCCGCCAACGGCUGGGAGCGCUACGCCGACGCGGCCUUCUCGAUGCGCCGGUUCGGCAAGAGCCUGCCGUCAAAGGCCGCGUACGACUACUUCGGCUUCCGCCCGGCGAGGAUGGCGCCCGAGAUCAAGAAGCUUGUGGAGGAAGUGCGCAGGGACGGCAUCGAGGUGCUGCGCGGGGACUUUAGGGACCUGAACGGUCCUUUGGGAGUCGGUUUUGAGCACUAGAAGGGGCGGGGCUGGAUUGCAACGAGGUAUUGACUGUAAUGAAUGAGUCUUGCUGUGUUUGGGAGAAACACACGCGGCAAGUAGUUGUUUGAUGACGGUUUAGAAGCAGGGUUUCCAAACUUUUUUUACCUAUUUUUCAAGACAUGCUCUCAACUAUUCGAAUCGGUCAGCUGCCUACGUAUGCGGCGGGCUGAGCCUCCUGGGCGUAUGGGCGUACAAGGUGGGACCGGCGACAUCUGCAUGAACCGGAUCCCUACCGGAUCUGCCAGUUCGGCAACAUGUUGGUCUCGAUCCAAAU